Molecule: messenger RNA, 4340 nt
Organism: Drosophila takahashii
Lineage: Eukaryota; Metazoa; Arthropoda; Insecta; Diptera; Drosophilidae
Gene: salr
Product: spalt-related
Biological process (GO): regulation of transcription by RNA polymerase II
Cellular component (GO): nucleus
Molecular function (GO): DNA-binding transcription factor activity, RNA polymerase II-specific; RNA polymerase II cis-regulatory region sequence-specific DNA binding
Source: RefSeq, a predicted model, not a curated record
GCAGUCCAUGAGCAGACCUCAGCGGCAAUUGGGAUCAGGAGGUGAGCGCUUCCGAUCGAGAGGAUAAUGUGUUCAAUAUUUCGCAACCGCAUCAAUUACCGUGGAACCGGCGGCGGAACCAGGAGCGGCAGCGGCGAGCGGGAGAGGGACCGCGACAGGGACAGGGAUCGAGAUCGAGAUCGGGAAAUAGGUAAUAGGGACGCCCUGCUGGCCAAGGAACUGGAUGCGGAUAGCAACAACAAUGGCACCGAGCCGCAACUGGAGGCGGAGGCACUUCCUGAAUCGGAAACGGAAAUGGCCGAGGAUCAAGAUCAGGAUCAGGAGGAGCUGGAGAACAGCAACGAGGCCCUCGACCUCUCGCUGAUCUCGUCCAGCGGCCGGGAAUCGCUGCCGGGCAGUGGUCACGUCUCGCUGGAGGCCCUACAACAUACCAAAGUGGCGGUGGCCCAGUUCGCCGCCUCGGCGAUGGCGGGCAGCCAUCAGGGCGCCGAUCUGGCCAUGGUGCAGUCCACCAUCUUCAAUGUGCAGCGGCAGCAUCUGAUGCAGCUGCAGCUCAUCCAGCACCUGCAGAGUCAAUUGAAAAGGGCCGAGGCUGCGGCCCUGGGCAGGCAAACUCAGAGCGAUGAGGAGGAGGAGCCCAAGGAUGAGCCAACCAAUGGCCUCAAGGAGGAGGAAGUGGAGGAUCAGGAGCAGGAUCACGAGGAAGAGGAGCCGCGGCGGGAGGAGAGUUCAAAGACUGACAAGAGGGCGACUGAGGAGAGGAAGACGGAGCCGGAGGGCUACCAACCCACUACCAACAACAUGAUGUGCGACAUCAGCUCGAGCUUGGCCUCGAGCAUCAUCACCAACCACGAUCCCCCGCCGGCUCCCAACGAGCCCAACUGCCUGGAGAUGCUGCAGCGCCGCACCGAGGAGGUCCUGGACUCCGCCUCCCAGAGCCUCCAUGCCGCCCAGAUGCAGGAGGAGUACUCGGAGUACGCCUCCAAGGAGGCCCAGAGUCGCGGCGAGAUCUUCAAGCAUCGCUGCAAGUACUGUGGCAAGAUCUUCGGCAGCUAUUCGGCCCUCCAGAUUCACCUGAGAUCCCACACCGGCGAACGGCCGUUCGUUUGCAAUGUCUGCGGGAGCAAGUUCACCACGAAGGGCAAUCUGAAGGUUCACUACCAGCGGCACACGCAGAUCUUUCCACCUAUGCUGCUGCCACCAGGAGUGGCGCCCAACGUGGGGCAUUCCGGGCAGGCCGAGCAGUAUCGCCUGCCUUUUGUGCCUCCAGCGGCACCAGGUGGUCAGGAGCAGGUUCAGCAGGUGCAAGUGGAGGAACAGGAGGAAUUAAACAGCAGGCAGGAGGUUUCAAUUCCUAUACCGAUUCCCGUUCAGCAGGCCGAAGAUCUCAGCAAGCCAGUUUCGCGAGAGAAGGAGAAGUCCCACUCCCCCGUGGAGCGUGUCAAAACCCCCAAGGAAGUAAAGCCAGAGGUUCAACAGGCAUCUCCACCGGAGAAGCCCGAAAAGGAGGUCUCCAAGCCACCGGCAGUCACUAAUUCUCGAAGAAAUGGCUCUGUUCGCAAGCGACAGACCAGCAGUGCUGGGAGUCCUCCGCAGGAGGACCGGGAACGGGAUCUCGCCGAGCAUUUGCAUAUAGCCAAGCUGGUGAGACGCUCAUCGGCGAGCCGGGAAUCCCAACCGGCCGAGUACUCGCUGGCCCAAAUGGAGCGCAUCAUAGACAAGUCGUGGGAGGAUCUGAUCGAGAUCGACAAGACGUCGGAGACCUCGAAGCUGCAGCAGCUGGUCGACAACAUCGAGAACAAGCUGACGGAUCCGAACCAGUGCAUCUUCUGCCAGAAGGUCAUGUCCUGCCGCAGCUCCCUGCAGAUGCACAUCCGGACGCACACCGGCGAGCGGCCCUUUCGCUGCAAGAUCUGCGGCAGGGCCUUCGCCACGAAGGGCAACCUGAAGGCCCACAUGAGCAUACACAAGAUCAAGCCGCCGAUGAGGAGCCAGUUCAAGUGUCCCGUGUGCCACCAGAAGUUCUCUAAUGGUAUCAUCCUGCAGCAGCACAUUCGCAUCCACACCAUGGACGAUGGCAGCGGUGGGCAGGCCACAGGUGGUCCUACUAAUCCUGGCGAGGCCGAGCGGCUGGGCAUCGAGGAUCAGAACUCCAACAAGUCGCUGGGCACCUCGGACACCCUGGACUUCUCCACCACCAUUUCGGAUCACUCGGGCCAGCGGUCGGAGUCGUCGCAGGGCGGCGAUUUCGAUGAGUUCAUGACCAUGGACAGCACCGACGACUCCAGGGACAACUCCAGUGCGGCCACAGCCACGCCCCAUCCGCUGGAGAGCAGGGAGAGGGAGAAGGAGAGGGAGAAGGAGCGUAGGAUCCCUAACGACAUCUCCGACGAGAGAUCUCAUUCCAAUCCCGAUCUGGCCGGCGGACGCAGCGAGAGUGGGGAGAUGCCCGCCAUGGAUCUUUCCUCACCUUCUUCAUCCACCAGUCGCAUCUUCGGAACCGGACUGGCGAACGGAGGAUCGGGCAGUGGAGGUCUUCCUGGGAUGCUCGGGAUGCCCAUGCCCCCGAAUCUCCUGCUCAUGGCAGCUGCCCGCGAAGAAAUGCACGCUCUAGGUCAUGCUCACGCCAAAUUUCCCCUGCUUCCCUUCGGUCCACUCGGAUUUAUGGGUCUGCACCCGCCCCCCAAUGUGUGCAAUCUCUGCUUCAAGAUGCUGCCCAGCCUGGCCGCCCUGGAGAGCCAUCUGCAGAGCGAACAUGCCAAAGAACCGGCGACGGGCCACGCCCUCCGCCCCCACAGCAGUGACGCUGGAUCGCCGUACGGUGCCAAGCUCACUCUCAAUCCAAAUCUGUUUGCAAAGAAGCCGCCUUCCUCGUCGUCCUCAUCGGGUGACAAGUUGCCGGAGGCAAACGCCCUGCCCUUUGCCCCCGAAAAUCCCCCAGCGCCGCCGAUCAAAGAGGAUCCCGAUCAGGAGCAGCAGAUGGUGGAGGAGGCUGCCUCGGCUGGCGAAGGAUCUGGCAAUGGAGUUGGGUCGAACUAUCCCCAGGAUGCCGGCGAUGCCGAGCAGUCGCUGAUGAAGAUGCAGCUCCAUGCCCAUCGUUUCCCUGCCAGUCCCCUUGACUUUCAGCAGGCUCUGAUGUCCGCCGGUCCCCCGACCUCCAGUCUGGAUCCUCCGGUGAACAACAAGCACUUUUGCCACGUCUGCCGCCGGAACUUCAGCUCGAGUUCCGCCCUCCAGAUCCACAUGCGCACCCACACGGGCGACAAGCCCUUCCAGUGCAAUGUGUGCCAGAAGGCCUUCACCACCAAGGGGAAUCUCAAGGUGCACAUGGGCACUCACAUGUGGACGAAUCCGACUUCGCGGCGAGGUCGUCGAAUGUCCUUGGAGCUACCAAUGCGUCCUGGUCCGAACUCGGGUCAAGGUCAUCCGGGACCGACUGCCGAACAGGAGUUCAUGCAGCGAAGACCGGAGCUCUUUUUUCCCUACCUGCCGCCUUUUUUUAACGGACUGCCACCAAAGCCUGGUGAACUGAGUCCCGGCGCCUUUCCCAAUAUUCCCCCGCCGCCCUUCGCCAACGGCGGCAAGUAUCCCUAUCCGCCUGGACUCCUGGGAUUCCCGGGCUUUCUGGCCCAGCAUCCUUAUGGGUUAGAGCGACGGAGCAGCAGCAAGUCCCCCACACCGGAGCCUCCUCAGAGUCCCUCGUUGCGGGAGGACGAGGGUUCCGGCAAUAUAUGGCAUCCACUGAGUCGCAUCAAGGUGGAGAACAAUCAAAACGAGGCCGGCGGCGGCUUCAGCGAGCAGGAGGAUCAGCUGGAGGCAGAGGCGGAGGCCACCGGAGGUGGGGACAACGAGGAGUCGGAGUCCAGAGAUGCGGAGAAGUAACUGAUGAUAAUGAGAUCUUAGUCUUGGAACACACAUGGUUUUUGUGGAGUACAUAUCUUGAGCAUUACCCUACGCUAAGCUUCAACUAGCACUGACACAAACUCAAACUCAAACACACCCCCCUCCCCAAAAAACACACAUAUACGAAUAUAUCCUUUGUGUCUAUACAUAUUAUAUAUAUAGUACGGUUAAAUGAUAGCGAUCUUCAAGGCAUUUAAAUGCAUUAAGUUUAGCCGGUAAGUUGUAAAAAUAGCGGAUCGAGGAAGGAGUCCCUUCAACCGGAUCAGGCAGGCUGCGAGGUCAGAACUUAACUAAUUUUAUGGCUAUACCUAGAUAUACUUAAACACAUAUACCGAUAAAUACACGUAAUGUAAACUGUGGUAGUUGCAUAUAAAAAAUUGAAAUCGAAAAACCGAAAAAAAACCGCGACAAAAAUGAUCAAAAAUAAAGCCGGCGAG